Brassica napus (rape) is the source of this 4869-nucleotide messenger RNA. Its product is annotated as clustered mitochondria protein. Gene Ontology annotation, molecular function: protein binding. Gene Ontology annotation, biological process: organelle organization. The record is from RefSeq and is a predicted model, not a curated record. The coding region runs from base 473 to 4573 and encodes 1366 amino acids. NCBI's taxonomy places the organism in Eukaryota, Viridiplantae, Streptophyta, Magnoliopsida, Brassicales, Brassicaceae. The transcript has 27 exons. Gene Ontology annotation, cellular component: cytoplasm.
ACAAAACCAGUAGUUGUACAGCAGAAAGGAUUAAGACAUCAUUACCACAUACUUAAGUCAGCUGGCCCACCACAACCCAAGAAACAAAAAAUCGAAACCGUAUCGGUACUAACUGAGAGACCACCGGUUCCUCGUACCAUCAAAUCAAACCCAUAUGCUAUUGUCGUCUGUAGUUAAUGAGGAAUCUUAACUUACGUUCUUAAUUACAGAUGAUUAGCAAUAAACUACGCAAUCAUCAUUCCCCUGUUUAAAAGAAAAGCCCAUAGAAGGCCCAACAAAAAGCAAAAGCCCAAAAAGAGUGACUCACUGGUUCCUCUCUCUAGCUAACUCAACUCAAGCUUCUAAUAAAGAGUCAGCAAAAAUCAUCAGCCGCCUGCCUCUUCUAUCACUUUCAACCCUCCUUAAACCUCAUCUCUCCUCCGUCGUCUCCGCCGCCGCCGUCAUCCCAUUUCUCUUUGCCCCCUCAAGUGAAAUGGCUGGGAAGUCGAACAAGUCAAAGGCCAAGAGAGCUGCGGCUCAGAGCUCUGCUGCUAAUCCCACUGACUCUGCUCCUCAAUCCGAUGUUCCUGCUGCUCCUGCUCCUGUUCCUGAUAAUGGAACCGUUGAUAAUGCUGUUGAAGCUACCGUCCCUGAAGCCAAUGAAGUUCCUCCUCCGGUUCCUAACGCUGACGAUAGCGAUUCACAAGCAGUAGCAGCAAGUAACGAUGAUCAACCUAAACAAGGUGAACUUCGUCUUUAUCCUGUUUCUGUCAAAACACAGAGUGGCGGUAAAAUGGAGCUACAAUUGAACCCUGGAGACUCAGUGAUGGAUAUAAGGCAGUUCCUUCUUGAUGCCCCGGAGACAUGUUACUUCACUUGCUACGAGUUGUUGCUCCGCAACAAGGAGAAUGAAACUCACCAUCUUGAAGAUUACAAUGAGAUCUCUGAAGUUGCUGACAUCACAACCGGUGGUUGUUCCUUGGAAAUGAUUGCUGCGUUGUACGAUGAUAGAUCUAUCAGGGCUCACGUUCACCGAGCUAGAGACCUCCUUUCGCUUUCUUCGCUCCACUCCCUGUCAACUACGCUUGCCUUGAAGUAUGACGCAGCACUGAACAAAGCCCAGAAUCCUGGAGACAAACCCAACGUCCCAGAGCUUGAUUGCCUCGGUUUCAUGGACGAUGUACCUGCCUCGCUCAGGAAGUUGAUCAGUUCUCCAACGGAAGAUAUCAAAUGUGUGGAGAGCAUUGUCUUCUCGUCCUUCAACCCUCCUCCAAGCCACAGAAGGCUUGUAGGAGACUUAAUCUAUUUGGAUGUUGUGACGCUUGAAGGUAACAAAUACUGUAUCACGGGCACAACAAAGGCCUUUUACGUUAAUUCUAGCGGCGGCAAUAUUCUCGACCCAAGGCCGAGUAAAUCUGGGUUCGAAACAGCUACACUCAUUGGUUUAUUGCAAAAACUUAGCUCUAAGUUUAAAAAAGCUUUCCGUGAGGUCAUGGAAAAGAAAGCCUCUGCACAUCCCUUUGAAAAUGUUCAAUCGCUUUUGCCGCCACACUCAUGGCUAAGACCGUAUCCUGUUCCCGAUCACAAGCGCGAUGCUGCCAGAGCAGAAGAAGCACUGACCAUUUCCUAUGGUAGUGAGCUGAUUGGUAUGCAAAGAGAUUGGAACGAAGAGUUGCAAUCCUGCAGGGAGUUCCCUCACGCUACUCCUCAGGAGAGGAUCUUACGUGACAGAGCUCUUUACAAGGUUUCUUCUGACUUUGUCGAUGCGGCUCUUAACGGGGCAAUUGGUGUAAUCAGCCGAUGUAUACCACCCAUUAAUCCAACUGAUCCAGAGUGUCUGCACAUGUAUGUGCACAACAAUAUCUUUUUCAGCUUUGCUGUUGAUGCGGACAUUGAACAGCUAUCCAAGAAACGUCCCUCAAGUAAUAUGGCUGAGAAAAUACCCUCAUCUGAUAAGGUUCCCUGCAAAGAAGGAACAUGCGAUGGAGAACACAAUGCAGAGCUUAACUGCUGUAGUGAGGCUCCUCUUGUAGAGAAUGAGCAGGCAACCUAUGCCUCAGCAAACAACGACUUGAAAGGCACAAAGUUGUAUCAAGAAGCAGAUGUACCAGGGUUAUAUAAUCUGGCUAUGGCCAUUAUUGACUACAGAGGUCAUCGGGUUGUUGCUCAGAGUGUUCUACCAGGUAUCCUUCAAGGGGAUAAAUCAGAUGCGCUUUUGUAUGGUUCAGUCGAUAAUGGCAAGAAAAUAUGCUGGAAUGAAGAUUUUCAUGCUAAGGUGCUUGAGGCUGCAAAACUUCUUCACAUAAAGGAACAUGAUGUUAUUGAUGCUUCCGAGAAUGUCUUCAAGUUAGCUGCACCAGUGGAGUGCAAGGGGAUUGUUGGGAGUGACAACAGACAUUAUCUUCUGGACUUAAUGAGAGUGACGCCUCGGGAUGCUAAUUACACGGGUCCAGAGUCACGCUUUUGUGUACUAAGACCAGAACUUAUCACUUCAUUUUGCCAGGCUGAAUCUCAAUCAAAACGUAAAACCAAGACUGAUGAAGGGACGGAUAUUGUUCCUGAUCCUUCUGAUGUUAGUGUUGAUACUUCUAAGACGGAUGAUGAAUUGAGCCAUGGAGAGGAAAACGGAGCGUCAACUUCUGAGAAAACUGUUGCAGAAAAGCAAGAUACCACUGCCGAUUCUGCAGCCAGAUCAUCUGAAAGUUCCAAACUAUGUGAUGAAAUAACAUUUAACCCUAAUGUUUUCACUGACUUCAAAUUAGGUGGCACGCAAGAGGAGAUAGCUGCUGAUGAAGAAAAUGUGAAGAAAGUUAGUUCAUACCUUGUGGAUGUGGUGCUUCCAAAAUUCAUAGCAGAUCUUUGCGCUCUUGAAGUUUCCCCAAUGGAUGGUCAAACUUUGACUGAAGCACUCCAUUCUCAUGGUGUCAAUGUUCGUUACAUUGGAAGGAUUGCUAAUGGAGUGAAGCAUUUACCUCAUUUGUGGGAUCUUUGUUUGAAUGAAAUUACCGUAAGAUCUGCCAAGCACAUUCUCAAGGACAUUCUAAGAGAUAUAGAGGAUCACGAUAUUGGUGCAGCAGUCUCACAUUUCUUAAAUUGUCUCUUCGGAAAUGUUACUGGAGGAAAAGCUAGCACCAACAACGUGAAUGCUAAAAAUCAAAAGAAGGGUCAAGGAAGAGGGAAAGGAAAAGCUUCUGCAAAGAAAAGUCUCGCAUCUUAUAUGAUGGUUGAUUCCAACAUUCUAUGGUCUGACAUUCAAGAGUUUGCCAAAGCCAAGUUUGAGUUUGAGUUGCCCGAGCAGGCGAGAACUACAGCUAAAAAUGUACCUGUACUCCGUAACCUUUGCCAGAAGGUUGGCAUCAGUGUUGCCGCUCGUAAAUACGACUUUGGUUCUACCUCGCCUUUUGAUGCGUCAGAUGUGUUGGAUCUUCGUGCUGUUGUUAAGCAUUCUGUCCCUGUAUGCUCUGAGGCUAAAACUCUCGUUGAGAUGGGGAAGGUCCAACUCGCUGAGGGCAUGCUUAGCGAGUCCUACACGUUUUUCUCAGAGGCGUUUUCGAUACUUCAACAGGUGACUGGUCCAAUGCACAGGGAAGUUGCAAACUGCUGCAGGUACCUUGCCAUGGUUUUGUACCAUGCUGGAGAUAUGGCUGGUGCCAUAAUGCAGCAACACAAGGAACUAAUCAUAAAUGAGCGUUGCCUUGGUUUGGACCAUCCUGAUACUGCUCACAGCUAUGGCAAUAUGGCUCUAUUCUAUCAUGGGCUGAAUCAGACAGAGCUCGCUCUACAGAACAUGGGCCGUGCCUUGCUUUUACUUGGCCUUUCAUCUGGCCCUGAUCAUCCAGAUGUUGCAGCCACAUUUAUAAAUGUUGCCAUGAUGUAUCAAGAUAUGGGCAAGAUGGACACAGCUCUACGCUAUCUUCAAGACGCUUUGAAGAAAAACGAGAGGCUUCUUGGUCCGGAACACAUUCAGACUGCAGUAUGCUACCACGCUCUUGCCAUUGCGUGCAACAGCAUGGGUUUAUUCAAGCUCUCACAACAGCAUGAGAAGAAAACCUAUGAUAUACUUGUCAAACAAUUGGGAGAGAAUGAUUCCAGAACAAAAGACUCUCAAAACUGGAUGAAGACUUUUGAGAUGCGUGAGGUUCAGAAGACUGCACAAAAGCAGAAAGGACAGGCAGUCGAUGCGGCCAACACGAAAAAGGCUAUCGAUCUCUUGAAGUCACGUCCAGACCUGAUACAGGCGUUCCAAAACGCAGCAGCGGCAGAGAGGGCUAAUGCUCUGAACGAGGCUCAACCUCGGGGCAGAGGUUUUGAUGAAAGAGCGGCUCGUGCUGCAGCUGAAGUUAGGAAGAAGGCAGCUGCUAAGGGGCUACUGGUUCGUCCCCAGAGUGGUGUUCCAGUGCAACAGCUAUCUCAACUGAUCAAUCCAGGAACUGCAGCUUCUUCUAAGAAAAGUGGCGAAAAUGGGGAGGCCAAAAAGGUCGAAGAGAAGAAAGAAACCUCUGGAAACGGGAAAACAACGAACGUGGCGGCUCCUGCAGGGUUGGGAGCUGGCUUAGCAUCAUUGGAUAAGAAGAAGCAAAAAGCCAAAAAGUAAAAUUUAGUAGCUUUGAAAUGAAACGGUGCUCGAUUCUAAGUAGUGGAGUUUGGUUUUGUCAUUCACUUGGUCAGUCCAUUGCAGGAGGAGAAGACUUGUUUGUGUACCACAAAACUUUUGUUCUGUUCUUCAUUUUAUGUUUCAACGGUUUGGGCAACUCCCCCUUCCAGCUAUGUCUGGUCUCUUUUUAAAAAAAAUUAUUUUAGCCUCACUUUUAUGUGGAUGUAAUCUUAUCCCACAGAAGUUCUAGUUCGUCUAGAGAAUAAGCUCACGAUUUAAGCUUUGAUUUAACAACA